This is a messenger RNA of Lemur catta (Ring-tailed lemur), 1042 nucleotides long. The record is from the annotation of a RefSeq genome assembly. NCBI's taxonomy places the organism in Eukaryota, Metazoa, Chordata, Mammalia, Primates, Lemuridae.
AUAAAACCUAUUAUCCUAAUAUUUAUUAUGCUGACUAUCUUCAUGGGAACUAUAUUAACAAUAAUCAGUUCCCACUGACUCCUAAUAUGGGUAGGAUUGGAAAUUAACAUGCUAGCUAUCAUUCCCAUUCUCAUGAAAAAAAUCAGCCCUCGAUCCACAGAAGCCGCCACCAAAUAUUUCCUAACACAAGCAACAGCCUCCAUACUACUUAUAUUCUCCAUCGUAAUUAAUACCGCAAACUCUGGUCAAUGAGGCAUCACUAAUAUACAUAACCAAUUGACUUCCCUUGUAACUAUAGCAGCACUAAUAAUAAAAUUAGGAAUAACCCCUUUCCACUUCUGAGUCCCCGAAGUCACUCAAGGAAUUUCACUAAUAUCAGGCAUACUUCUCCUAACAUGACAAAAACUAGCUCCUAUUUCCAUUUUACUUCAGAUUUUCCCAUCCAUAAACCCCAAUAUCAUCCUUCUGAUCGCCAUUCUAUCAAUUCUAGUAGGUGGUUGAGGAGGACUUAACCAAACUCAACUACGAAAAAUCCUAGCCUACUCAUCUAUCGCCCAUAUAGGCUGAAUAAUAGCUAUCCUUAUAUAUUGUCCCUCAUUAACAAUACUAAACUUACUAAUUUACCUAAUACUAACUAUUACUCUAUUCUCAGUACUAAACAUUAACACCAACACCACAACACUAACCUUAUCAAACACAUGAAAUAAAACUCCAAUAAUUACCCUCACAAUUCUCAUUUCAUUGCUAUCCUUAGGAGGAUUACCUCCACUUACAGGCUUUCUACCCAAAUGAACCAUUAUUCAAGAACUUACAAAAAAUAGUAACAUUAUACUAGCUACAAUUAUAGCCAUUAUAGCCCUACUAAAUCUAUACUUCUACAUACGAUUAAUUUACUCCACCUCAUUAACUAUAUUCCCAACACUUAAUAAUAUAAAAAUAAAAUGACAAUUCCAACAAACAAAACAAAUUUUCCUUUUAUCACCAUUAGUCAUCCUGGCUACCCUCACCCUACCUCUAUCACCAGCCCUACUAACCCUAAACU